Molecule: messenger RNA, 1863 nt
Organism: Torulaspora globosa
Lineage: Eukaryota; Fungi; Ascomycota; Saccharomycetes; Saccharomycetales; Saccharomycetaceae
Gene: SAS10
Product: rRNA-processing protein SAS10
Exons: 1
Coding region: 1-1863 (620 amino acids)
Biological process (GO): maturation of SSU-rRNA from tricistronic rRNA transcript (SSU-rRNA, 5.8S rRNA, LSU-rRNA)
Cellular component (GO): small-subunit processome; nucleolus
Source: RefSeq, a predicted model, not a curated record
AUGGCAAGGAGAAGAGCUAAAAAUUCAGGUUCAAGGCAGCCGGCUAGCGCUCGUCAGGCGGCUGAAGACGCUUAUGGUAUGACUGAAGUCGAUGAGUUCGCUAGCAAGAAGGAUAAAUUGCUUUUUGAGCAGUCAACUCUGGCCGGCGACGAUGAUCAAAACGGGUUUGAUAAUCCUUACGAGGAAGAAGAAGAAGUUCUGGCGAUGAGCAAUGAAUCAUCUUCCGAGGAGGAUGAGGAGGAGGAGGAGGAGCUCGAUGGAGAGCGAGCUUAUCGGAAAGUUUUUGGAAGAAAGCUGAAUUUGCGGGAAGAAGCUGGCGAGGACGAAGCGGAAUCCAUGUUGGAUAACGAUGGUGCCUGGGGUACUAGCAAAGGUGAUUACUACGGUGCUGAUGACAUUGAAGAUGAAGAGACCGCUAAGGAAGUGGAGAAAGAAGCUUUGCGCCAAAAGAAGAAACAUCUUGAAGAGCUAAAUAUGAACGAUUACCUGGAUGAGGAAUUAGACGAAGACUGGGCGAAGAGUGCGAGGGAAGCCGAUGUCGGCGAGUUUAAAGAAGUUACUAAGCAGAGUCAAAAAGUUGCGUCGAUCGAGGAUCUACGAAAUAUGGAUGGAGAGGCGAAGAGAGAGUACAUAAAGGCGCUGUUCCCCGAAUUUGUGCCCUUAAGCAAAGAACUUUCGAAACUGUCUGUCGUGCUAGAGGAACUGAGGAGCCAAGAAGAAUCAGAAGUAAUAUCAUUGAAAAUUUGCGCUCUUUCUAGUUACUUGGGCACACUUUCGUCGUAUUUUGGAAUCUUACUUCAUGAGUUAGACAAUAAUGAUAACUUCAGUACUAUGCGGGAUCAUCCUAUAAUGGAAACGAUAUUGACCUCGAAGGAGGUGUGGAGACAGGCCAGCGCUCUGACUGACCAAUCUGAAAAGAUGGAUGAAGAGCAGCAACAUGGCGAAAACGAGUUGACGGACGAGGAGUCGAAGGAGUUUGACGUAAACCAUCUUGGGAAGAUCAAUGGCGAAACUGGAUCUGACAAUGGCGACGAGGAGCCAAUAUCUGAUGAGGAAAAUCGGGAACAGGACGAAAAUGAAGAUGAAGACGACGAGGAAGAUGACGAGGAAGACGUGGACUUGGAUGACUUCGAAGAAUACGUAAAACAAUCUCGUGUGCCUUCGAGGAAGAACAAUAACAAGGAUGGUUCUCAUAUUGUCGAUGAUGCGGACGACUAUUUGGAGGGCCAAAUGGCUGACGUGGAUUCUCAAGAGAAGAGGGCUCGUAGGAGAACGCUGCGAUUCUACACUUCCAAGAUAGAUCAAAGUGAGAACAAAAAGACUGAGAGGUACAAGGGUGACGACGAUAUACCUUACAAGGAGCGCCUAUUUGAAAGGCAGCAGAGGCUGCUGGAAGAAGCACGUAAGCGUGGCCAGCAGGGUCCCAGCAAUGCUGAUUUGGAUGCAAAGGACUAUGAUUCAAGCGACGAGGCAACUUCUAAAGCUAUGAACAAGGAAUCUGAAGAGGACUUUUUCGAAAUGACCCGCAGACAAAAGCAGAGCAAAAAGGAUGCACGUAAGCAGGCACAUAAGGAUGCUGUUAAAGCAGCCAGAGACGGUAAACUGGCUGAAUUAGCUGAAGAAUUAGGUGAAGACGGCAAGCGUGCAAUAAAUUACCAGAUACUGAAGAACAAGGGUCUGACGCCAAAGAGAAAGAAAGAUAAUAGAAACUCCAGAGUUAAGAAGAGAAAGAAGUUCGAGAAAGCUCAGAAAAAACUCAAGUCCAUACGGGCCGUUUAUUCUGGUGGUCAAUCUGGCGUUUACGAGGGUGAGAAGACUGGUAUUAAGAAAAACUUGAUCAAAUCGGUAAAAUUCACAAAUUAA